This is a messenger RNA of Drosophila rhopaloa, 540 nucleotides long. RefSeq lists its product as uncharacterized. Lineage: Eukaryota; Metazoa; Arthropoda; Insecta; Diptera; Drosophilidae. The transcript has a single exon. The record is from RefSeq and is a predicted model, not a curated record. The coding region runs from base 102 to 458 and encodes 118 amino acids.
GAUCCAAAAUAAAUUCUCGGUCAUAAAAUUUCUUAUGAUUACAAAAAGGUAAUUUUUGGAACCAAAACCCCAGACUCAAAAUUUGUCAAGGACCUUCGGACAUGUCGUCGCAGGAGUUAUCCUUCUGGAACGGUCAGCCGGUGACCUCGCCCGUCUAUCCCCAGAUGGGCGAUGCCACGAAUCCCAAUGCGACCGGCUAUGUCGGCCAUGGUGGUCAGUGGUCCAGGGCGGCGUUGUUCUCCUCCAGUCCGGGGAUGCAUCCGGUGGCGCCACAGGGAAUGGGCGACUUCCGGCCGAUGACCGCAAACCCCUAUGGCCAGCCGCAGGAACGGGGACCUGGAUUUGGACACGGCCAGGGAUCCUACGAACCCUGCAUCGAGAACGGCGAGGCCUUCUGCGCCUACAACAACAUGGAAAUGGGCGUGCAGGGGGGCGGGGCCAAGGGGGACUUCUGGUAGACAAUGGGCAUGCCCACCCUCAUCAUUACCGCCCCACGAUUUGUCCGUGAAAUAAACAUCAUGCUGUCUUCCCAGUUUUUAA